AUGCAUUCAAUACUUGUUUUAGCUGGUGAUAUUUACAUGUUCAAGCUAGCAUUCAAACUAUUUAACAAAGAAGCUGCAACUAUUAGUCUGCUACUAUAUAUAUCUUGUUAUUCUGUGACUACUAUUGCAGUGAGGACAUUUACUAAUUCUAUCGAGGGAUUCCUGCUUUUGAUUACUCUCUACUAUUUCUAUGAGAUUAAGGUUGAAUUUGAUAGAAAUGUGAAGAUUUUCGCUAUUCUAAUGGCAAUAUCAUUUUCAAUCAGAUGUACUUCAGCUGCCUGCUGGAUCAUUCCAAUAAUGCAUAAGAUUUAUAUCUAACCUGAGAGUUUGAAUAUACUUUUGAAAGCUGCUGCUUUUAUUAGUAAGACUUGUGGUCUUACUUAACUUUAUGUAUCCUAUCGCAAUAUUUUGCAUGAUUAAUUAUACGAUUAAAGAGAUAAAAAUGAACAAGCGAUUUCCAAUAAUGAUAAGUAUGAUACUGACUCAGAUGAUAAUGGUAUCAAUUGUUCCUCAUAAGGAAAACAGAUUUUGUUUUCCAAUACUUGGAUUGAUUUUCAUAAUCAUGGGCAGUUUACUCAGUGA
Messenger RNA from Stylonychia lemnae, 582 nucleotides. The record is from the annotation of a GenBank genome assembly. Lineage: Eukaryota; Ciliophora; Spirotrichea; Sporadotrichida; Oxytrichidae.